UUCACCUCGCCCCCGGCUCAACCCCAACCCGCCCGCCCGCGCAAGCGGCGCUGCAGCUAAACCCUAAGCCUCCCCGGCAGCGCAGCUCGCCGCGGGUGCUCCGUGAUGUGCCGGUGCGCGGCGGUGGUGGCGUUCCUCGACGCCGUCCUCGUGGGCUGCCUCCUCUCCUGCUUCCGCCCGCGCCGCCGCCGCGGCUCCGGCUCCGGCCGCCGCGAUGCGCUCGUGCACAGGGAUCGGGCCGUGGAGGUGCUCUGGGAUGACGAGCGAGGAUUAGGAAGGAGUGGGAAAUCGCAUGAGGACUUGACUGAUGGUGGCGACAUUGAUGAGGAGGCGCUUAGGCAAGAGGAAAAUUACCUCAAGUUAUGUGGCACUAUAUCUGAAACCCCAGCUGAACUUCAGAAUGUGUGUGAUAACAUGCCAACCAAUGCACCAGCAACCAAACUUGCAUCACUAUUUGAAGCUAAUUCAUCUGAAGGGUGUGAGGAGCAUCAUGCACCAUCUGAACUGGACAUUGAAGAUACUCAGCAUCUUCUAGGAGUUGAAUCAGUUGAUCAUUCAGCUUUCUUGGAAAAGAGCCCGUUUCAGAACAUCCAACACAAGCUGCAUGAUUGCACUGGUUCACCCUUUGUGACUCCUUUAGUUCUCAGGGAUGAUAUGCAGACCCCUGGAACAGUCUAUACUUCACAUAGAGGGGCUUCUAUGUCUGGAAAGCGUGUGCAGACACGGAAACAAUUCAUCUACCCUGUCCUGAGACCCAUCGAGAACAGAGUUAAGCAGAUGGAACUGGCAGAAGAUUCUUCACCAUUGCUGUCAUCCAAUCCUCCAAAAAAGAGAAACUUGGAAGAAGAUCAUGUCAUGAAGCCCAAGCAAACAUCUUCAAAUUCAGUGGCUAAAUCAGGAUUGUCCAAAACUCCACCAAUUUCACGCCAAGUAAAAGAAGCACUCUCUCCUGAGGAGUUAUUGGAUGGUGGAGAACUAUCAAAAACCAAGUCAGAUGAAAGAAAUGCUGCAUUGAGCCUGUCUCACUGGGUGAAAUCUUCCUCCAAAGAUGUUGAGAAUCAAGGUGAUGUUAAGGUUGUCGCAGGGGAUCAAUCAUAUGAUGAGUGCAGCUUUCCAGCCGAGAGACCUGUCUUCAUGGCUUCUGAUUUUAACUGGGAUAUCGAGAAUCCUACUCCUAAGUUACACAAGACAUUCAAUGGCAACGGUAUUCCCAACACCACCACCAGAUACAAAGAGGAUCGAAGGGUUAGUUGGCACACCACACCCUUCGAGGAAAGGCUACUGAAGGUGUUAUCGGAUGAGAAGCAUUGCGCUCCAAGGAAAGUUUUUCGUGGAAAGUUGUUCCAUCAAGAGGAGAAAGCCGAAUAGGAGUGGUGGUGAGAUUCCAGCCCAGCUAUUCAUGAACCUGUCGGCGAUAUCUGACGCUAACAUCUAAAGCUGGUGUCCCGAGCUUUAUUUGUUCUCCUUUUCUGUGGGAUAUCUUCCUGUGUAUAAAUGGUAUAGGAUAUAAUAUAGUCUAUGGCUGCUAUGGACAUCAAUUGCUGCUGAACGAUACCUGAAUCUGAUAUAACGUUUCUUAGUUGCCCCUUUCUUGAACCCUUGGUGAUGCAGCACAGCUGACUGAGGCUCUACAGAAUCGUGUUGACUGCUCGCAGUCACCAAAAUCCUUAGCGCACCGAUUGCCUCCGGCACUAUGUCAUUGCCAAGUCACUGUAUACCAAGUUUAGACUCUGGACAUGUUCUUUUCUUACUCUUCCUAGUUACUUAUCAUUUUAUCAA
This is a messenger RNA of Setaria italica (foxtail millet), 1779 nucleotides long. Its product is annotated as protein JASON. Gene Ontology annotation, biological process: male meiosis II. NCBI's taxonomy places the organism in Eukaryota, Viridiplantae, Streptophyta, Magnoliopsida, Poales, Poaceae. The coding region runs from base 106 to 1368 and encodes 420 amino acids. The transcript is spliced from 8 exons. The record is from RefSeq and is a predicted model, not a curated record.